Messenger RNA from Cylindrotheca closterium, 1497 nucleotides. The record is from the annotation of a GenBank genome assembly. NCBI's taxonomy places the organism in Eukaryota, Bacillariophyta, Bacillariophyceae, Bacillariales, Bacillariaceae.
AUGUUUGGAAAGAGAUGGACAUCCGAUACUACAGUUCGGCUGUAUACGAUUUCAUGGGAUCUUUGCAAUGAAACCAUUGUUGAACCCGACUAUUUGGACAUAGAACCGGAUGUAGGCAAUAAUAUAGACCAAAAACUCUAUGGAGUUGCCUUGUAUUUCGAUCCUUUUGAAACAACUGGAAACCUAGAGUGCCGACAUUCAACCAUGGCACAGGUUGCAGAAAAGAAGUAUCCCACAGCGCAAUACUUGCUGAUUGCAAACACCGAUUUAGUACCUAUUACGAAGUAUGAUGAAGAAUUGGACUCAACUUUAGCGUUGGCAACCGUCACGUUGGACGAUGGAGAUGCAAUUAAGAACAGAUUUGGCGAUGAAACGGUAUCUUCGAUUGCAACAGGUUCGAUUCUGGUCACCGUUGAUGCAACCUCUCGCUUCAUCUUGGAUACGAGCAUCACUUUGGAACACAUUGAAAGAGGUGCAACAACGAUAAUAACAAUGACCCAAAUCUCGGCAUUUCUUUCAUUCAUUGGAUCCGUGUACGUCCUAUACACUUUGGUUGGGAACAAACAAAGGCGUUCCAAGAGUAUGCGGGUCCCAUUUAAUCGAUUACUAUUGGCAAUUUCUAUUGCUGAUCUGAUGUCGUCUCUGGCAAUGAUGGUUGCUGGCUGGGCAACACCGACAGCUCCACCUGGAAACUAUGAAGGGUACUAUAGCAAUGAACGGUGGGAAGUCAAGUUUCCGCGUGCCGUUGGCAAUGAUGGUACAUGUAAUGCGCAAGCUUUCUUUAUGCACAUCGGCUUGGCUGCCUCUGCUUUCUUUACGGGCUAUGUUGCGAUUCAAACUCUUCUAGUAGUACGAUAUGCUUGGACGGAAAAGCAGAUGGAAAAGGCGGAGUACGUGUUUUUUGGGACUGGAAUUGGGAUACCUUUGGUUACAGGAAUUUGGGCUGGAGCAGUAGGGCUAUUCAAUCCAAUGUCAGUUGGCUUCUGCUGGAUAAACGAGGCUAUUGAAGAGUGUCAUGCGGACCAGGCAGGACCUCUCUUGGGCGAUUACUGCGAAUCCCGUAUUGCGGAAGACCGGCUAUUGAUUUAUCAGACGAUCUUUGCGAUGGCGUGGAUCAUGCUGGCCAUGUUGGUGAUCCUGUUCUCGAUGGUAUCGCUAUACUUGUUUGUCCGUCAAAACGAACGCAAAGCUGCUAGGUGGAGUCAAAAUGCAAGUGAUGGUAGGCAGCAAAAGCGAGUGCUCACGAAAAGCGUAGCCAUUAUUUCCGCAUAUUUCUUUACUUGGACGCCAGCAAUCGUUUCCUUGACCCCAGCUGUGGAAAAUGUGGAUACCGGAGUCGUGAAUAUGAUAGUGGCUGCAAUUCUGCCUUUACAAGGAUUCUUCAAUGCUCUCAUUUUUUCUGGUUGCGCUGAGCACUGCCUUGGUAGACUAUGUUUCGGCAACAGAAAUUCCAAUGAGGCUCCUCGAAGAUCAAGCGUCGGCGGGGAAGGCACAUAA